GCUUUUGAGAUAGCGGAGCGGGAGCUGGACAUUCCCGCGUUCCUGGAGGCAGACGACAUGGCGCGGCUCAAAGUGCCGGACAAGCUCAGCGUGAUCACCUACGUGUCGCAGUACUACAACUUCCUCAACCACCUGCCGCAGCUGGGCGGGCCUGGGGUGAAGGUGAAGGUCACCAACAAGGCCGGCACGGGCACAAAGCGACCACCUGCCUCAGACACCUCCCAAGAACCCAGCAGUAAGAGGUCUGGCUCAACCCAGGCCGGCAAGGACAACGCUAAGUCUGUGGGUCGCGGCGGCGGUGCGGGCAGCGUGGGUGACAAAUGCGCCAUCUGUGGGAACAAAGUGUACCUGCUGGAGCGACACAUGGACCAGGGCAAGCUCUACCACCGCUCCUGUUUCCGACACAGCGAACUGUCGCCCACCAACAAGGUGUUCUCCCGCUCGCCCUUCAUGUCUCCGUUGCUGAGCUCCGAGGUCCCACAAGCCCCAUGGGCGGAACGCCAGGCGCAGCUGGACGACAAGAAGUCUGGCGAGCUGUCGCUGAAAGGUCCGCCGCACGGCUCUCCCCGUACAGCGAGUGUCGGCCCGAGCGUGUCUGCGGCUCAGCGUCGGGCAGACGGCACGGGUGGGAAACAUUCUCUGGCUGAGCCUGAUAGGGAGGACAGCAAGAAGUCCAAGAUACUCCCAAAGACUUUGUUUGGAGACAAAUCCAGUACUCAGAAAGAGGCAACAGGGGAGGUCAGUUCUCCCAGAACUGAUGCUAAGGAUGAUCUCCCCAUGCCUCUGUCGGGAAAAGAGGCCAAAAAGUUGGAGAAACGACGACAGGCGCUACUGGCAGCGGAGAAACCGAUCUCUCAGACUCCAGUGCGCCGGAACGUGCCUCUGAUAUUUCAGCAGAAAGAUGAAAAAGAGAAAAGCAUGGCAUCUGGGUCAGCCAAGGACGUUUCAACGAGUCUCAAAACGUCGUCUGUGUUUACAUCAGGGAGGACAGGGGGGACCUCAUCGCAGUCCAAAGUGUCUGCUCUCGUGUCGAAGUCAGAAACAAACUCUGUUGUGGACAAAAAGACUGGCAGCGGUACAGACCGACCCGGGGGGAAGGCUUUCUACACUGCCAGUCAGGGCUCCAAGGAUGCGGGCAGGAAGUCAGGUUUGCCCAGCGUGCAGCAACUACAAGAGAAGUUCUCGAGUUCCUCUAGCAACGCGGCCCAGGUCGACAGAGCUGUGGACUUGACCGCGACCGCCCCAGUGGCCAAACCACGGACAGGCGUGAGCCACAAGCAGGAGAUGGUGCCAGGGAAUGACAGUUCCUCCUCGCUGAUCAACGACAAAAGUUCACAAAACUUUCCAAAAGCUGCCCCCAGGAAGAAGGUGGGGGAGCUCUCGUCCUCGCACAAAUCGCUCGCCCCUGCUCGGCCAAAGUCACCUCCACACUUGAAGAACUCGCUGGCCACGCAGUCGGACACAGGCUCCAGUGACUCCAGUACCUCCACGCCUCGUUCUGGCCGAUCCACGUCGUCUGUCCCUCCUCCUCUACCUUCUUCUGCACCUCCUCCCCUCCCCUCCACAGCGCCUCCCUCCCUCCCCUCCACAACGCCUCCCUCCCUCCCCAGUUGUCCCCCUCCACCCCUCCCUAGUAGCGACCCUGUGGGCUCUGUCGGCUCCAAGGGACACAAACACUCUCAGAAAUCUACCAAUGAGGAGAUGACUCUACAGGAAAUCAAAGCAUCUCUCCACUCACACAAACGGCCCGUGUCGACGCACGUACCAGACGCCAGCUCCACGUCACAGCACCCGUCUCCCCACAGUGUGUUAGCCCAGGCCAAGUCGAAGCUGCACUCGGCAAAGAAACCCGACCAGGGGAAACACGAUGGAGAAGUGAAGACCCACGGCCCUGUGAAGUCGCGGGUGGCGGGCAACAACGCGCACACGGCCUCCACCAGCAACAAGUUGUCGGACCGUCGUUGGUCCAGCCCGGCAGACACAGACUCCCAGCCCCUGGCCAUGUAUGUGCUGCCACAGGAGAACCAAGACAAAGGUUCCGUCCUCUCUGGGCUCCUGGCCUCCCUGGCAGGUGUACGCGGCCGCUCCACCACCUCCUCCACCACUUCCUCCCCGUCCCCGACAGACUCUACGACCCCGCCCCUACUCUCUGCCGGGGCCGCGACUCCCACAGCCUCCACCUCACACUCCACGUCUGCCUCUACGUCUGCCUCUACGUCUGCAUCGACUUUCUCGUCCUGUGUCACUCCAGCACCCUCGUCCUCCACACCUUUGGUGUCUGCAUUAUCAUCCUCUGUUAAGCCUUCAUCAUCCUCAUCAUCAGCGUUAUCAUCCUCUGCUAAACCUUCAUCAUCCUCAUCAUCAUCGCUAUUGUCAUCGACCUUCAAGACGGCCCCUUCCAGCCCAACGACAGCCCCGGACUCGACAACUCGUUCCUCCAGUCACCUGACCUUGACAUCCACGUCUGUACCCGCCGUCUCUGUCUCUUCCUCUCAGGCCGACAGACCUCAGCUGUCAAAACCAGCCACCACCGCCCCGGUGAUCACACCUCCCGGUGGCCUGGGUACAAAGACUGCCCCGUCAGCGACAGAACUACCGGAGGCUUUGAACGUACUCGGCAAACUGAAACACGUCACUGAUCCAGCAUCUUCCACGUCUGCCGGUAAAUCGUCUUCCUCAAACUCUGCGGGUAAUGUCGACAAGUCUAAAAGUACAAAAGCUGAAGAACAAGGGAAAAUUCCCAAGGGCAUUUUGAAGAAAAACUCUGAAAAUUCUUCUGCCACUAAAAUUAGUUCCACGGACAGCAAGACGGACAAGUCCAAAACUGGUGGGCCAGACAAAGACAAAAGUUCAGCAACUGUUGGACAGAAACUUGUGGACGCCUUCAAGCCUGUGACUGGGAAAGAGAAGACAGGGAGGACCAUUACUUCCGGGCCGAGCCAUCCUUCCCCAGCCCCUCGGUCACCGCGGAAGGAAGUCCUGGCAGAGACCAAGUCGAAUCUCAAACCUUCGGAGAAACGAUCCGAGAUUGGAGGUAGUCGAGAAGAGCUACACUCCAGCAAGGAGAACAUUUCCCACAUCAGUGAGGUGCGACUACGCAAGGUAAUGCCCACCAGCAGACAGGAGAACAAACAAGCUGCCACGCCCGCUUUUGAUGUGAAGUUGAACAAAGUGGAACUGAACCCCAAGUCUGACUCGAAACAAGUCCCCAAAACUCCCACAGAGAGCUGUAGUCAGGCUGAUAGGACAGGGAAACCUUCAGGCCGGGACGGAAGUAACCAUUGGUCAGCUGUGAGUGUCGGUGACAGAGCGGAGAAUGCGACUGUGUCAAACAACACAGUGUCAAACAAGACUGCGGGGCCAGAGUCAGAUGAUGACCUGGACGACCUCCCGCAGUGGAAGAAAGCCUUGGAGGAGCGGAAGAAGAAGCUGAGGGAGAACGUAGCGCGGUCCGAGGUGGAUCCUCCGCCGUGGAGACGAGAGAAGAGUUCCGAGGCUGGCUACGAGAGAUCCCUGUCGGCGGAGGUGCUCAACGGGACGGACAACAACAAUCUGGUCGUAGAGUCUCUGGCAAGUCCUGGCACAGCGCCAGCCACCAGGAGGAAGUCGCCAGUGCCAGGUAAGAGGUCCAGCCCCCGGCCACAGUCUGCCGAUAUUUUGGAUGUUGCCAGGACGGAGAAAAAGCUGGACUGGCAACACGAGGCAGAGCGACGUAUGGCGGCUCUGGGCGGGUUUGACACGGACGAGGAAGACAGGUCACGUGGGGAGGAAGACCGACCUGGUGGGGAGCCCUCGAAGCCUAAGAGAACGCUUCCCACUGUCCCCACCGAGGCCGCUCUCAACGGAUUGAGGAACAAACCUACGGCAAACGCUCUCUCGAAUGUUGAAGAUUCUAAAACAGCAAAGAAAACUGUGACUGUGAGUUUGGAAGACAAAAGUGAUUCUCGUUCUGUGUCAACGGCUAAGUCUAGUGUUCUCAAGGAUGUGGGGAAGAAAGUGGAUCUUACGACAAGGAGAGAGGGGAAGGAGGUGAAGUCUGUGGAAGGCGCUAGUGUCAAGGAGGAUCUGUCGGUUCCCAGUGGGACCCAGGGUGGGCAGGGCAAAGGGGAGGACUUCCGGGACAAACUGCAACAGUUGAAACACGUGAACAACGGGGAUCCGGCCAAGAAGAACGGGUUCAAGGCCAAAGUGCCGGGGGUGGGCGGCGUGGGACAGGUCAAGGACGGGGAGGUGGGCCUGACUGCGCCGCGCAAACUGAACAUCACCAACAACAACGUGAGCGGCGGGGACAACAGAGACCAGAAAGUUUCUUCAUCGACGGAGAAGACGCACGUGACAGACAACGACCAUAUCAGGAAACUGAUGAAGCAGACAGCACCGACAAGCUCUGACCCCACGCACUCUGCCACUGGUGGUAAGGACUCCGAGAAGGGCAACAAGGUCGACAGACACGCUUCCUCACCGACGGCCAACAAGGUCGACAAACACGCUUCCUCACCGACGCCCAAGAGGAAGAUCACUGUACUGGGCAGGAACAAAAAGGGAGGCGUGGAGUCCCCGCCGCAGACGCCAGCGUUGAGGAAGAAGAUCGAGGUGCCCAGGUUUGACUUUGAGGAGAGCGGGGAGCAGGAGAUGCUGGACCAGCGAGAGUCAGGACUCAGCUUUUCCACGGCGAAGCUCACCAUUGAGGAUGUGCACACUCCGCCACACCGACCUCCACCGGCCAAAGCCACUUCUGCGGCCAGCCCAGGACACAUCUCGGCCAUUGAGCUCCAGCAACAGCUGAUGGACAUCGACAGCCGCCUGUCUGACCUGGAGCUCAGAGGUCGCGACCUUGAGGACUCAAUCCGCAAUGUAAACGUCCUUGAGGAGGAUGACGACGACCUGAUGGUGGAGUGGUUCCAACUGGUCAGCGAGAAGAACGACCUUGUGCGACAAGAGGCUGACCUUGUCUACCUGUCCCGGGAGCAGGACUUGGAGGGUGAGCAGGAUCACAUCGAGAGUCAGCUCCGCUACCUCAUGAGUCUGCCAGAGCCGGCCAAGUCGCCCGAGGAGAGACAGGAGGAGGAAUAUCUGAUCCAACGUAAGCUGGAACUGGUGGAACAGAGGGACUGUAUCGUGAACAGCAUGGACGAGGAUAGACUGAGGUACAUGGAGGAAGACCGGGACAUCGAGGUGAUGCUGAAGGAUAAGGGUUUGUGGAAAGACUCCAGUGGCACCCUCAAGGCUCUCAAGGGAAAGAAAGUGGCGAAGUCCAAGUUCUAUGCUUAGUGGAGGUUUAGUGGACGUCCACUCCCAGAGGCCUGAGCCCUCAACCAUGGGGAUGCUGAUGAUGAUGAUGAUGAUGAUGAAAGGCUUGCUUCUACUUGUUAUUGUCUGUUGGUGGGGCUUGCUCCUACAUACACACACACACACACACGUACACACACACACACACACACACACACCCACACACACACACACGCACAAUCUCACAAACACCAGCAGCUGAGUACUUUCUUUAAGAUUUCUCCAAUCAUGUUUUAAUAUAUAUAUAGUUAUGUGAAUGAUAUAGAUCUAUGUGUAUGUAUAUACAUAAUUUUGAGCUUGUAAUAAGAACAUAGGCCCUGUACAUGAGUUGUGUUCAGUGGCAUUGCAUGAUAGACUUUUAUGUUAUAAGUAUACAUAUAUAUAUGGGUUGUGUUUAGUGGCGUUACAUGAUCGUAAGUUUGUCGUAAAUGUAAAGAUAUGUGUGGCUCAGUAUGUACUGGCAAAAUGGUCUUCUGGGUGCGUGGGGGGAGGGGAGGAGGGUGCUUUUACAACAGAUGGUGUAGUGCUUGCAACGAUGCUGACCUCGCCGGAAAAGCUUCUGAAUGCUGGGAAAAGAGCGAGUUGAUUCCAGAUUGCGACAACUUCCUGUUCUUUUGUUUAUUCUUUUUAGAAUAAUUAUGAGAAAAGAAGAAAUCCGUUUAAAUACUGCGCUUGUUUUUACACAAGGAGCGUUGCCGAAGGCAUGAAGACCAAGUACGUCCAUUGUACUGGAAAUGUUUGCUGUUUGUUUCUGUCACAAAUGUCUGCUGUUUCUGUUUCAAAUGUCUGUUGUUUGUUUCUGUGACAAAUGUCUGCUGUUUGUUCCAGACAUGUUUGCUGUUUGUAUCAGACUUGUGUGCUGUUUGUAUCAGACUUGUGUGCUGUUUGUAUCAGACUUGUGUGCCGUUUGUUCCAGAAAUGUUUGCUGUUUGUUUCAGACUUGUGUGCUGUUUGUUUCAGACUUGUGUGCUGUUUGUUCCAGAAAUGUUUGCUGUUUGUUUCUAUCCAAACUAUUGUUCUCUAUGGGCUUUCACACAUGGGUGCUUCAGCGUUUUUGGAAUGGACAUUGACAUUAUGAUUGAUUAUUCUUUAAGAUUGAAAUAGAUUCUAUUGAAUGUAUUUAUGCUAUUUGA
This is a messenger RNA of Aplysia californica (California sea hare), 6422 nucleotides long. Its product is annotated as MICAL-like protein 2. NCBI's taxonomy places the organism in Eukaryota, Metazoa, Mollusca, Gastropoda, Aplysiida, Aplysiidae. The record is from RefSeq and is a predicted model, not a curated record. Gene Ontology annotation, molecular function: protein binding.